GGGUGGAGUUAUGGGAAGCACUUUUAGGAAUGGGUCCGAAACAUAUUUAGUUUGUCACGACAGUUACGAAGAAGAGUUCCAAACACCUGACGAUUGCUUGGACAAUCCGCUCAAUAUCUCCUUUAAGUGUCGAAACAUAAUCUACCUCGAAUCUUGAUUUUUGUCGAGUUUGUGAUAUUUCCCUGAAGCCUCUCCAGUGGUAAAUGUCUUAUUGUUCGUUUUUAUAGCGAUACUAAUAAAUAACGUAACUAGCUGAUAAGGAAACAUUGCACUAUAUUUUUGAUUGUUUCUGUUUAUACUAUUUUGCACUGAAAUAUUGGUGAAGAUGCACACCACGCAGAAGGACACGACCUACACGAAGGUUUUUGUAGGGGGUCUUCCAUACCACACCACGGAUUCCAGUCUCAGGAAAUAUUUUGAAGUGUUUGGAGAAAUUGAAGAAGCAGUCGUGAUUACCGACCGACAGACGGGCAAGUCCAGGGGGUAUGGAUUCGUGACGAUGGCGGACCGCUCGGCUGCAGACAGGGCCUGUAAAGAUCCGAACCCCAUCAUCGAUGGUAGGAAAGCCAACGUCAACCUGGCGUACCUGGGGGCCAAGCCACGGGUGAUGCAGCCAGGUUUCACUUUUGGUGUUCCACAAAUCCAUCCUGCCUUUAUCCAAAGGCCUUAUGGGAUCCCUGCUCACUAUGUGUACCCUCAGGCCUUCAUGCAGCCAAGCACCAUGGUCAUUCCCCAUGCCAUGCAGCCCAGUGCAGCCUCUGCCUCCACCGGUUCCUCACCAUACAUCGACUACACUGGAGCCGCCUACGCACAGUAUUCCGCCGCCGUUGCGGCUAGCGCUGCUGCCGCCUACGAGCAGUAUCCCUACGCUGCCUCCCCUGUAGCGGCCGGAUACAUAACUGCGGCCGGUUACGGCUACGUUCAGCAGCCCCUGCCUACGGCCGCACCGGGAUCAGCCGUCGCUGCAGCCGCAGCUUUCGGUCAGUACCAGCCUCAGCAACUGCAAGCUGAUCGCAUGCAAUAGCAGCCAAUGCAGCCAUUGGACACGAGGAGGAUGGGAGGCCCACGGCUGAUUGGCUGUGCAGAGGAAAGGAGGAGGAGGAGGAGGAGGAAGAGAGAGGGGCCGUGUUGUUAAGGUGGUGAGGUGUGAGCUCCAUACAGUAGCUUUCCAACAUGCUGUACUUAAACCCCCCCCACACAAACAAAUGAGUAAACGUUACCAAUUCACAGAACAAAGGAAGGUGGAUAUAUCCUUAUGAUUAUUAUUGUUGUUAUUAAUAUAAUUAUUACUAUUAUAAUUGUAGUAGAGUAUUUAUUUAUAGAAGAUAAAUGCAACGACUAAGCUUGGUGUAAAACAUGACCGUAUGUUCCAUUGCUGUCAUUAACAUAGAAGAGAGAGAGCGUUCUCUUUACGGGACACUUAGACGUGUCCCAAAGUGUUUUUUUUUGUGUUCUGAAGCCCUUAUAACAUAUAUUUAUUAUCACAUUUCGAGGACUUGUCGUUCUGUCUUUUCAAGUGCAUUGAAGUAAAUGUUGUGAUAAUCAGGGAAAUGGACCAGUUUCCAGUGUGUUAGUAAAGACAACCUCUGUGUGUCAGGGAGGAGCUGAAAUAACUGUGGAGAAAAGGUGAAAGUCUUGUCACGCGUUAAGAACAUAUCUUCCUGAUGCUGAUUGUCCCUUUUUUGAAUCUGUAUCUUGAUCUCUUGACCUAUGCAAAGCAAACAGUUCACCAGGAGACAAAAAAGCUGCAGGAAUAACCAAAAAUGCCAUCUACUCAUCAACUCUUCAAAGGGCAUCACAAACAAUAUGACGGCAACUCCGAAAGAAAGGUUUUCAGACAAUGAGAAGCACCAAAUCAGUUACUCUCAAACACAUACAUUACGCACACACACACAGUUGUGUACAUAGUGGUAAAGGACAAAGGGCUCAGUCGUGUUCCCCUCUGGCUCUGUGCAAUGGGAUCUAGUCAGAGUGAAAGAGGGGGA
Oncorhynchus nerka (sockeye salmon) is the source of this 1985-nucleotide messenger RNA. Its product is annotated as RNA-binding protein 24-like. Gene Ontology annotation, molecular function: mRNA 3'-UTR binding. The transcript has 4 exons. Gene Ontology annotation, cellular component: nucleus; cytosol. Gene Ontology annotation, biological process: mRNA stabilization; positive regulation of myotube differentiation; regulation of alternative mRNA splicing, via spliceosome. Bases 326 to 1024 code for a protein of 232 amino acids. The record is from RefSeq and is a predicted model, not a curated record. NCBI's taxonomy places the organism in Eukaryota, Metazoa, Chordata, Actinopteri, Salmoniformes, Salmonidae.